CCCAAUAUUUUUUCGGCAAGAAACUGCUCGAGAAAUUGCCCUCUGGUGGAAAAAAGACCCUUCAAAACUUUAAUCGGCUAAAACUACGCCCGGCCAGGUCUUCCCGCCGCCCCUUCGCGGCCAUGGCAAACCAGUCCGAUCACCGCCGCCUAUCGACUCAACUGCGACUUUCCGUCCCCCUUCGCCCUCACCUUUCCUUCUCCCGUUCUCAACCUUCCCUUAACUCUGCUUCCGCUUCUGCCCCGCUCUCCCCGUUCCCCUUCUCUCCCUCCUAUUCCACCUCCACACCGUCAAAGCUACGUCGUCUCCCUUCCGCCUCUUCCUCUUCUUUCUCCUCUGUCUUACUUCUGCUCUUUUCUCUCCGAUCCCUCUACUCCCUCCUCCCCUUCCUCCGCUCCAGCCCACCUGCCUUCUCCCUCUUCCCUUUCUCCUUCCUCGUCUCCCUCCUCUCCUUCCUCGUCUCCCUCCCAUUCUCCGUUCCUCAAACCCUAACCCUAAAACCUUCACUCUUCCGCCCCCUCCUUACCAAAUCUUUCCUUCUCACCCUCGUCUUCCUCCUCCGUUUCCAUUCUCUACGCUACUGCAGCGCGGCUGCCUCCAUCCUUGCUGACUUAUCCGGCGCUCUUGCCGCCCGAUCCCUCUUUGGAAGCUCCCGCCGCAGCCGCCUUCUACGCCGGAUCAUUGGGUUCAUAGCCCUGAUGAUCGCGCUUAUUCUACUCUCGUAUAGCUGGGAUCGUGUAGGAUGUUUUCCGAUUUUUUCUUUUUAUCCUCCUCCGCCUGAGGGCUGCAACCGUGUAUCGGCCAUGGUACUCACCUUCCUCUCCGGCUUUUUAGGAUUCCAUGAGCGUGCAGCUGGAAAUUCAGGAGCUUUGAGGCAGCUCGGUAGGAAGAGGACUCGGUUAGCUACCCUCGCCUUUACUUCAGUAUUCCUGUUUUUUCCGGCAUGUAUUAGUAUUUUUGUUGAUGGAGGUGGGGAGAAUGGGGAUAGUUCUGUUUCUGUGGCGUCUAUGGUUUGGCCUUUGAUUAAUACUGUUAUAUUCGGUGUUGUGUUGAAUGAGAAUUUUAGUGUUGAUGAGAAGUUUGGAUUCGGUGGAAAGAAUUUCCAGCGAGAGUUUUUGGUGACUUUUUUCUGCACCCUUCUUUUGGAGCUGGUUUACUACCCCAAGGUGUCAUUGCCUGGUUUUCUGAUAUGUGGAUUCUUACUGUGGAUUUCGGUUCGGGAAUUGAGUUCUUCAUCUUUUCAAUAUGUGGAGCUUGGAAACCUGGAGUCCUCUUCAAAUAUUUAUGCGUUGAUUAUGAAUCCGCUUAGACACAUUAUGAGUCAGAGGAAAACUAGAAAGAUUGCUCUUUUCUUGUUGAUUAAUACGGGCUACAUGGUUGUGGAGUUUGUUGCUGGUUUCGUUAGCAACAGCCUUGGUUUGAUAUCUGACGCUUGCCACAUGCUUUUUGAUUGCGCUGCUCUGGCCAUUGGGCUGUAUGCUUCCUACAUCUCUGGGCUACCAGCAAACAAUCAGUUCAAUUAUGGCCGGGGCAGAUUUGAGGUGUUAUCAGGCUAUGCUAAUGCCGUGUUUUUAGUCCUGGUUGGUGCACUUAUUGUCUUGGAGUCAAUAGAGCGAAUUUUGGAUCCUCAAGUGAUUUCCACAAGCAGUUUGUUGGCUGUUUCCAUCGGAGGACUGGUGGUGAAUAUCAUUGGACUUGUGUUCUUCCACGAGGAGCAUCAUCAUGGGCAUGGCGGGGCUAGUUCGUGCUCUCAUUCUCAUUCAUGCUUCGACUUGCAUUCUCAUUCGAACUCCACUGCCCAAUCUUAUUCCAUUUGGCAUCCUCAUUCCCACGGGGAUUCUCAUUUUGGUCAUGAAAAUUGUUCCAGCAAAAAUGAGCAUCAUCACUCUAGUACAGACUCCAAUGUUCACUUUCAGCCUAUUUCACAUGAGCAUUCUCAUGUUGGUAACAGCGAACAUUCUAACUCUCAUUCCCAUCAUCACCAUCACAACCACCAUCACAACCAAAGCGAUAAUUGUGGUCAUCAUAUGCACGAAGAUGAGCAUAAUCACAAUUUGAGCCACCGUGAUCAAGGUCGUCAUUGUAAUCUUCAGGAACAUGAUCACCAAUAUCAGAUGCAUCACGUUGGAGAUCAAAAUCAUCAGGGUUCCUGUAAACACAACCGUGAACAUAAAAGCCUAUUAAUUGGAAUCAAAGAAGAGGGUUUGAAAAUGCACUAUCACAUUGACCACAAUAUGGAAGGUAUCUUUUUGCAUGUUCUUGCUGACACAAUGGGAAGCGUUGGGGUUGUCAUUUCAACGCUUCUUAUUAAAUACAAAGGUUGGCUGAUUGCAGAUCCAGCUUGCUCCAUAUUUAUUUCAGUAAUGAUUAUUUCUUCUGUUGUUCCUCUUUUGAGGAAUUCUGCCGAGAUUUUGCUGCAGAGGAUUCCAAGGAGUCAUGAGCAGAAUCUUAAAGUAACUCGUGAUAAUCUCAUGAGGAUUGAGGGCGUUUGUGGUGUUCAGAAUUUGCAUGUGUGGAGCUUCAGUAACAUAGAGAUUGUAGGAACUGUGCAUCUUCACGUGUCUUCUGAAGCUGAUAGGGUUUUGAUUAAGAAAAGAGCUUCUGAAUUAUUUCAUGAAGCUGGUAUAAAAGAUAUUACCAUUCAGUUGGAAUGCGUGAGCUGAUAGUUAUAGGGAAUAAGGAUUUUUCUCUGCAAAGCUAUAAUUAUACCGGAGAAAAUUUUGUACUAAUUUGAUGAGGAACGAGCAAUGUAUGCCAGAAUGAACCAUUUAAUCUUGUCCUUGAUUUGCAUCUAAUAUGGUUCAUGGCCAGUUUACUUUAGAGACAAAUCUCUGCAGAAAAGAAUUUUUUUGUGAAGCUUUGCGACCAUACAGCUUUUGGCUUGCGUUUGUUCAGUUUCAAUCCUGAAUUUUUAGCAAAUAUAAAUUUCUUCUGUUGAUUGGAGACAAAGUAGCUUAUCAGUAUCAUUGAAUUACACCAUUUUCUAGGGCUCAAUGUACUUCUCCAUUUCAGUGUUGAAAUCGAUCAAUUUCAUCAAGUAUUUUGGGAGAUCUAACAGUUAUAAU
This is a messenger RNA of Phalaenopsis equestris, 3065 nucleotides long. Its product is annotated as probable zinc transporter protein DDB_G0291141. Gene Ontology annotation, cellular component: Golgi apparatus; membrane. Gene Ontology annotation, molecular function: zinc ion transmembrane transporter activity. NCBI's taxonomy places the organism in Eukaryota, Viridiplantae, Streptophyta, Magnoliopsida, Asparagales, Orchidaceae. Bases 123 to 2663 code for a protein of 846 amino acids. The record is from RefSeq and is a predicted model, not a curated record. The transcript is spliced from 2 exons. Gene Ontology annotation, biological process: intracellular zinc ion homeostasis; transmembrane transport; zinc ion transport.